AUGUUUAGGAGGCGUUGCAAAAUCUCAGUUUGGUGGGGUGAAAGUAGAGCUUCCAAGCCAAUUUUGGAGGCAACUCGUAGAGUUCGAAUGAAUAACAAUCGUCUCAGUUUACUUGCCACUGCUCUUAAUUUGACUCAACAAAAGUCCUUGGAUCUCAAAAUCUUGCUUCCUAAGGCCUGGAAAAUGGAAGGUCGAAUCACAAGUCGCAUCAAUAAUGAUGGUACUGUCCAAUUCUAUUUCAAAGCUAAGCAUCAUCUGAUGAAUGUAUUGGAGCAUGGACCAUGGAACUGUAAUAACUGGAUGGUUGCUAUAGAUCGAUGGAUCCGUCGGGAUGAACCAGACUUCCUCCUUACCAUCUCCUUCUGUGUCAAAAUCCUGCAUAUUCCUGAAGAGUAUAGAUCUGAUGAAAUUAUUUAUGAAGUUGGAGACAUACUGGGUAUUGUCGAUGAGAUUAAAAUUACUGAGGCAACUGCUGAUGCGGAUAGUGAAGUCUGGAUUCAUGUCCGCAAGAAGGUUAAUUAUCGACUCAUUUUCAUCCGUUACUUGGAAUUUGAGCCUGGUCAGCUCACAAUGGUUCGAUUCUUUUACAAGAAGUUAAGAAAAUUCUACUUCAUAUGUGGAGCUCUUACACAUAGUGAUGCGGUCUGUCACUAUGAAGGGAUUCCUCUUCCGCACAUUGGGACUUCUCAAAGACAUAGAUCUCUGGUUCCUGACUACUCUAUGGAAGAACUCCAAAACUCUCCUAUACAUCCGAUUGGUACUAUCAUACCUGCUCAGGCUCCUGAGGUGGCCUCCGGCGAAAGAUAUCAUGUUACUCAUUCCCCUACACAUUCUCUGAAUGAUGGGCGUGAUGAUACUAUGGGCGAGAAUGUUGAGUCUAAUCUGCAUAAUGAGGAGCAGGUACAUCAACAUGAAAUCGCUGGCACUGAUUUCCAUUUUACUUGUACCUCAGGAUCCAUCUGUGCCUGGUUCUCCUCCUCAAGAUGA
This is a messenger RNA of Thlaspi arvense, 987 nucleotides long. Lineage: Eukaryota; Viridiplantae; Streptophyta; Magnoliopsida; Brassicales; Brassicaceae. The record is from the annotation of a GenBank genome assembly.